Lasiodiplodia theobromae is the source of this 1281-nucleotide messenger RNA. RefSeq names its product Ankyrin repeat protein. The transcript is spliced from 2 exons. NCBI's taxonomy places the organism in Eukaryota, Fungi, Ascomycota, Dothideomycetes, Botryosphaeriales, Botryosphaeriaceae. Gene Ontology annotation, molecular function: DNA-binding transcription factor activity; protein binding. The record is from RefSeq and is a predicted model, not a curated record. Gene Ontology annotation, biological process: regulation of DNA-templated transcription. The coding region runs from base 1 to 1281 and encodes 426 amino acids.
AUGACCGUUGGCAUUGAACAACCCAAGCCUCGUUAUACCACUCGUGCCGUUGGCGACGACACGGCUGAACUGGAAGAGGAAUUGGCGAGAGCUACUACGCCCAUCCAUCGACGCCGUCUACAGAACCGCAUUGCCCAGAGGAAUCACAGAAAAAGAGUCCGUCUGGCCCAACAGCAACAGCGCGAACAGGAAGAAGAGGAACAGAGACAGCAGCAAGAGCAGCAAGAACCCAAGUCUCCAGAACGUCCAAUUUCCGACGUGGAAGGAGAGGGCCAGAUCAACGGCGCUAGUGAAAUACUUGACCCGAUGCCCUCCACCCCAAUGCGCCAUCCCGACGCGCACACCACUUCAACACGAGUCCAUCCAGGAAGCCCUGCCGGCUCCCGUAUGAGCAUCGACAAUAGCUUCGCACCUUCUCGAACCGAUUUCGACUUCAGCAUGCCCGUUGCGUCCGCCAAACCACCCACACCGAUAUCGUUAGACAGCGGAAGCAACAAGAGUUACAGGAACAGUGUGUCGGGCUCCUCGUUCUGCAUGUCCUGCGGCGCCGUAAACGAUGUGGUCGACACCAAUUCAUUCCUAGACACGAGCCGCCGCAUCCAGGACUGGCGGCCGGUAUCACCCAUCGACUUUGACGAUCACGUCGUCGACGCUCCCAGCUUCAUAUCGCUAUCCCAAACACAGAUGAACCCAGACCAACACCAGCCACCACCACAACAACAUCAACAACGACAACAAAACCACCAACAUCAAACCUGCCACCAGCACCAACACCACCACAACCACAACAACAACCACACCCACCAAUCCAUCUCCGCCCACGCAUCCCCCAAAACCACCACCAUCACCACCGCACACAUACCUUCCACCCGGCCCACCACCGCCGCCCCAGCACCGCCACCACCCGCACCCCAGCGCAACAACAACAACACCCACAUCGUGCAGUCCAAAGCCGGCACAGCGCACAAGUGGACGACGGCGCUGCACAUCGCGGCCGAGCGGGGCCACGAGAAGACGGUGCGCCUCCUCCUCGGCCCGCAGGGCGGCGCCAACGUCAACGAGAAGGACAGCCGCGGGUCGACGGCUCUGCACGUCGCGGCCGCCAACGGCGACGAGGCCAUGGUGCGGCUGCUGCUCGACUGUAACGCCGACGUGCACGCGGCCGACGAGCAGGGGUGGUCGGCGCUGCAUCGGGCGGCGGAGCGCGGGGAUGAGGGGGUGUUGUUGUUGCUGUUGGGGGCGAGGGGGGGUGGUGGUGGUGGUGGUGAGGGUGGGUAUUAG